AUGUACAACAAUGUUCAAACGACCAUCGAAUACGUCGAACAGGAAAUGGAUUUCUGCGAACGCUCAAAUCAAGAAGCCCUGAUAGAACUAGAAUAUGGAAAGAUGCCUCUCAAUCGUACACGCCGUAGUGGGUUUGGCACGAGAGGCGCCGCCUAUGGUGACGAGGUAACUGGAACGCCCCUUGAAACAGAAUGCCCUGGUUGCUGCAUUCCUGGCCCACCUGGACCUCGUGGUCCUUCUGGUACACCUGGUACACCGGGUACACCAGGACAGGCGGGUAAGCCUGGUAUGCCUGGAAUCACGCCCAACCAAACGUGUCCAAUGAACAUUAUGCGCGAACCACCACCGUGCCGCCCGUGCCCGAAAGGCCCUCCUGGAAUCAAAGGAUGGCCAGGAUUUCCUGGAGAUGUUGGCCCACCUGGUCCACCCGGAGAGAAAGGAUUGGAUGGUGAAGAUGGUGCACCCGGAGACCCUGGACCAAAAGGACCACCUGGGUACAAGGGAGGACCGGGAGCGCCUGGAGACAAAGGACCAACACCAGAAGGAGAGUUGCGCGAAGGCCCACCUGGUGACGAAGGACCGCCUGGACCUAUUGGAGCCAGCGGAAUGCCUGGAUUACCCGGCCGCGGUGGAAUGACAGGUCCACAAGGAGAACGAGGUUGGCCAGGAGUACCAGGUGAAACCGGCGAGGCAGGAUAUCCCGGACCAGAGGGACCGAUGGGCGGACAGGGACCACCUGGUGAGCCAGGAGUUUGUGUAUGCCAGAAUGUGGACUCGAUACUGCUUGUGAACCCCGGAUCACAGCCACGACUUGAAGUUGAGGAGGAGAACCAGUCACAACCCGCUGUGAGCUUCGGUCGCCCUGGUGGUUACGGUAGAUGA
This is a messenger RNA of Ostertagia ostertagi, 882 nucleotides long. Lineage: Eukaryota; Metazoa; Nematoda; Chromadorea; Rhabditida; Trichostrongylidae. The record is from the annotation of a GenBank genome assembly.